Molecule: messenger RNA, 1229 nt
Organism: Nelumbo nucifera (sacred lotus)
Lineage: Eukaryota; Viridiplantae; Streptophyta; Magnoliopsida; Proteales; Nelumbonaceae
Gene: GSNAP
Product: gamma-soluble NSF attachment protein
Biological process (GO): intracellular protein transport
Cellular component (GO): vacuolar membrane; SNARE complex
Molecular function (GO): syntaxin binding; soluble NSF attachment protein activity
Source: RefSeq, a predicted model, not a curated record
CCGAGAUCAAAUGAAUACAAAACAUUCAUGUUAAGAAGAAAGUGGAAUUUUCAAGGUUUGGAGUCUUUCGGUGACAAGCCGAAAAUUUGUUGGUUCAGCAGCACGAGACGUCUGUAUUAAGCACGAUCGCUAGGAAGAAGGUUCAAAAAGGGUGUAGGAAGAACUCGGCUAUGGGGGGAUCCGAUCCCGAGAAGUUGAUGAUCAAAGCUGAUAAGCUAACAAAACUUACUCUUACACGGUGGAGUGCUGAUUGGAGGAAUGCCACUCUCCUAUAUGAGCAGGCUGCUAUUGGCUUUAAGAUUGCUAAAAAUUAUGAGAGAGCAAAAACAGCAUUUGAGAAGGCUUCGAAGGGACAGGAGAUGCUUUCAUCACCUUGGGAUGCUGCUAAGCAUAUGGAGUCUGCUGGUGCUGCAGCAAAAGAACUAGGCAGCUGGAAUGAAGUUGCUGACUUUUACAGAAGGGCAUCUGAAUUAUACAUUGAGUGUGGGAGAUCACAGCCUGCAGCAGAUGCUCUUGCAAAGGGCGCUCGUGAGCUGGAAAAUGCUGUUCCUGAGGAAGCUAUUCGGAUGUUUACUGAUGCUUGUGUCAUUCUUGAAGAGGAUGGUAAAGAACAAAUGGCAUUUGAUUUAUAUCGUGCUUCAACAAGCAUCUAUAUUAAGCUUGAGAGGUAUACAGAUGCUGCAACUUUUCUACUGAGAUGGGGCUUAGCGGCAGAUAAAUGUCAUGCUGUGAACAGUCAAUGUAAGGCAUAUCUCGGUGCAAUUCUUGUUUACCUUUAUUCACAUGACUUAAAGCAAGCAGAGAAGUGCUAUAACGACUGUUGCCAGAUUGAUGCUUUCCUUAAUAGUGACCAGAACCGUUGUGCCAGUAAGCUUCUUUCUGCUUAUGCAGAAGGGGACAUUGAAGAAAUCAAACGUGUUUCUCACUCAAGCACCAUUUCAAACCUUGAUCAUAUGAUUAUCAGGCUCGCAAGGAAGCUACCCACUGGUGAUGUAAGUGUUCUCAAAGCCGAAACAACCAAGGAAGAAGAAGAGCCUCUGGAUGAAAAUGACCUCACUUAAAUUUGUCGAACUAAAAAAGCUCUACGAAUAUACUUUCGUACAGGUCUUACCUUUUCAAUACGUUGUAAUACGGGGGGGUUUGUAUGUUGCAAGAUAUUGAAACGAGAAAGUGUGUUUUGUGUAAACUACUAUAUUGCCCAUUAAUAAUUACAGCUGUUGCGUCAUAUU